This is a messenger RNA of Chaetomium globosum CBS 148.51, 378 nucleotides long. RefSeq lists its product as uncharacterized. Bases 1 to 378 code for a protein of 125 amino acids. The transcript is spliced from 3 exons. The record is from RefSeq and is a predicted model, not a curated record. NCBI's taxonomy places the organism in Eukaryota, Fungi, Ascomycota, Sordariomycetes, Sordariales, Chaetomiaceae.
AUGCCAAGGAGUGGCCGCAGGGCUGGAGGUCGAGUUCGACAACCGAGCGAUAAUGUUGCGAACGACGCGCACUCUCCGGUCCAGCCCAGGGCAGAUUCAAACGGAGAAGCCAAAGGCGAAAAAGGAGCCAAAGGGAAGCAAAGUGGAACUGCACAGACGACGACACCGAGGACACUCUCUGCCCCUUGUCGCUCAGCGCAGUGUGUCCCGGCCCCGCCACGUGUGGAAAGUGGAGUGGUGAUUGGGGAAAGAGGACCCACCGCAACCAGCGCGGUUGUUCUUCCCCCACUUCAGCUCAUCAGUGGGGUUCCAGCCGCGAGCAUCCACACCCAUCGCGCUUCAGAGCACGGCAUCGCGCGGCUCGUCCGUACUGGAUGA